AUGUCAUCUGAAUCAGCUCCAAAAACAAUACUCAUUACUGGUGCAGCAGGAUUCAUAGCUUCCCAUGUCACCAAGCGUCUUGUGUCGAACUACCCAAAUUACAAGAUUGUUGCUCUCGACAAGCUUAACUAUUGCUCGAGUCUCAAGAAUCUUCAGCCAUGUUUCACAUCUUCAAACUUCAAGUUUGUCAAGGCAGAUAUCGCAAGUUCAGAUCUCAUCAACUACCUAUUGGAUGCAGAAGAAAUCGACACGAUUAUGCACUUUGCAGCUGAAACCCAUGUAGAUAAUUCGUUCGGAAACUCGUUUGAGUUCACUACAAACAACAUUUAUGGAACCCAUGUGUUGUUAGAAGCUUGCAAGGUCACUAGACGCAUCAAUCGGUUCAUUCAUGUGAGUACAGAUGAGGUCUACGGCGAAUCGGAUUUAGAGACAGAUAUAGGGAACCCUGAGGCGUCGCAAUUACUUCCCACGAAUCCCUAUUCCGCUACAAAAGCUGGUGCAGAAAUGUUGGUGAUGGCGUACCAUAGAUCUUAUGGGCUGCCGAUCAUCACAACAAGAGGAAACAACGUUUAUGGCCCAAACCAGUUCCCUGAGAAGCUCAUACCCAAGUUUGUUUUGCUCGCGAUGAGGGGUGACCCUUUGCCAAUUCAUGGCAACGGAUCGAAUGUGAGAAGCUAUUUGUUUUGUGGGGAUGUCGCGGAGGCGUUUGAUGUGAUACUUCAUAAAGGCGUGAUCGGACAUGUUUAUAACAUCGGGACAAAGAAGGAGAGAAGUGUGGUGGAUGUAGCUAGAGAUAUCUGUAAUCUUUUCGGGUUUGAUAUCGAAAAAGCAUUACAUUUUGUAAAUGAUAGGCCAUUCAACGAUAAACGAUACUUCUUGGAUGAUCAAAAGCUCAAGAAACUAGGGUGGGAGGAAAGGACUCCAUGGGAAGCUGGGUUAAGGAUGACCAUCGCAUGGUAUCGUGAGAACCCUGAUUGGUGGGGCAACGUCGGGCAUGCGCUUCACCCUCAUCCUCGGAUCUCAAUGAGUGUUCCAUCACAUACCGAGGAAGAGUUCUUGAUGAUGCAGUAUACAACUUCGGGGAUCUCGAAAAGCGAGCUUAAGUUCAUGAUCUAUGGCCGAACGGGUUGGAUAGGAGGACUCUUGGGAAAAAUAUGCAUGGAGAAGGGGAUCCCUUAUGCCUAUGGGCGAGGAAAGCUUGAAGAUCGAAAGAUGUUGUUAAACGAUAUACGUAGUCUACGACCUACGCAUGUGAUCAACGCGGCUGGUGUAACAGGAAGGCCUAAUGUGGAUUGGUGCGAAACACAUAAGCUCGAAACCAUUAGAACAAACGUCGUUGGAACCCUAAAUUUAGCCGACGUUUGCCACCAAGAAGGUAUUUAUCUGAUGAACUUCGCUACCGGGUGCAUAUUUCAAUACGAUAAAGAUCAUGCUCAGGGUUCAGGGCGCGGAUUCAAGGAAGAAGAUGAACCUAAUUUCACAGGGUCGUUCUACUCCAAGACAAAGGCUAUGGUGGAGGAGAUGUUAAGGGAAUACGACAAUGUUUGCUCGUUAAGAUUAAGGAUGCCGAUAUCAUCAGAUCUAAGCAACAUGCGGAACUUUAUAACAAAGAUCACGCGUUACAGUAAGGUGGUGAACAUACCCAACAGUAUGAGUGUACUAGACGAGCUCCUACCGAUAUCAAUAGAGAUGGCUAAGAGGAAAUGCAAAGGGGUUUGGAACUUCACAAACCCAGGUAUUGUGAGCCACAAUGAGAUCCUGGAAUUGUACAAAGAAUACAUAGACCCUAAAUUCAAAUGGGUUAACUUUAACUUAGAAGAACAAGCCAAAGUGAUAAUAGCUCCAAGAAGCAACAAUGAGUUGGAUGCUUCUAAGCUCAAGAAAGAGUUCCCAGAGUUGUUGUCUAUAAAAGAUUCUAUUAUCAAGCAUGUCUUUGAACCCAACAAAAGAGUUAAAUGA
Messenger RNA from Lactuca sativa (garden lettuce), 1959 nucleotides. Its product is annotated as trifunctional UDP-glucose 4,6-dehydratase/UDP-4-keto-6-deoxy-D-glucose 3,5-epimerase/UDP-4-keto-L-rhamnose-reductase RHM3. NCBI's taxonomy places the organism in Eukaryota, Viridiplantae, Streptophyta, Magnoliopsida, Asterales, Asteraceae. Gene Ontology annotation, biological process: nucleotide-sugar metabolic process. The record is from RefSeq and is a predicted model, not a curated record. Gene Ontology annotation, molecular function: dTDP-glucose 4,6-dehydratase activity.